Messenger RNA from Penicillium longicatenatum, 339 nucleotides. RefSeq lists its product as uncharacterized. Gene Ontology annotation, molecular function: transmembrane transporter activity. The transcript has 2 exons. Gene Ontology annotation, biological process: transmembrane transport. The record is from RefSeq and is a predicted model, not a curated record. NCBI's taxonomy places the organism in Eukaryota, Fungi, Ascomycota, Eurotiomycetes, Eurotiales, Aspergillaceae. Bases 1 to 339 code for a protein of 112 amino acids.
AUGGCCGAUCAGAAUCACCUCAAAUAUAUCCCCGAUACUGGCACCUCUCACUCCAGUCAUCCGGAUGGGGGGUUUUCGGAUGUCAAAACUGCGGGCAGCGCGGCUGCUGGUGAGAAUGACGAGUCUUCGCCUGUACCGUCCUUACGAGACUGGAGGCUAAGACUUCUCACAAUUGGACUUUGUCAUUGCGUCUUCCUUUCUGCCCUGGAUAUCACCAUUGUCAGCACCUCGUUGACUGCGAUUGCCAAUGACCUGCACGCCUUCGAACAAAGUAGCUGGGUUGUUUCUAGCUACCUGACUUGUUACUUCAGUGAGGCUCUUUCAGACAUUCCAUGCUAA